CUUGAGUAGCAAAAUCUGCUUUCUUCAAAACACCACAGACUCAUGUUUAUGACAUUCAUAGGAUCAUGUGGUCUUUAAUUAAACUUACCCUAUAUAUCUACACUUGUGUAGUACAACUUCAUCAAAAAAAUGGGGAAAAAACCUAAACAGCUCCAUGUAGUUUUCUUCCCAUGUAUGGCACAUGGCCACAUGAUCCCAAUCCUAGACAUCGCGAGACUCUUCAUUGUUCGCGGUGUCAAAACAACCAUCAUCACCACGCCUGUCAAUCUACCAAUCUUCACUAAUGCCCUUGAACACACCAAAAAAGCCGAAGAAGCCUCAAUGAUUAACUUUGAGAUCUUCAAGUUCCCACCAAACCUGUUGCCUGAUGGGUGUGAGAAUCUAAACCAAGCUGUGAAGUUGAGCACGAUGAGAAACUUCUUAAUGGCAGUUAUGAUGUUAAAUGAGCAGCUCGAGAAGUUUUUGGAGAAAACCCGCCCUAAUUGCUUAGUAGCCGAUAUGUUUUUACCAUGGACGACUGAAUGUGCUGGGAAGAUCAAGGUCCCUAGGUUGGUUUUCCAUGGGACUAGCUACUUUGCUCUGUGUGCCGAGGAAAUUGUUAGGCUAUAUAAGCCUUAUAAAAUUGUCUCUACUGAUGAAGAGACAAUCAUCAUUCCUUCCCUUGCACAUGAAAUAAAGAUGUCAAGAUUGCAAAUUUCAGAGUAUAUUAUGGAAGAGGACACUCAUUUUCUUAACGCAGUGAAAGCAAUGAAAGAAUCAGAGCUCAACAGUUAUGGAGUGAUUGUCAAUUCUUUCUAUGACUUAGAACAUGAUUAUGCAGAUUUUUUCAGUAAAGAAUUGGGUAGGAGAGCAUGGCAUAUCGGCCCUGUUUCGCUCUACAAUACGAGCAUUGAAGACAAAGCACAAAGAGGUGGACUACAAGCACUCAAAGAUGAACAUGAAUGCUUAACAUGGCUUAACUCGAAACAGGAAAAGUCGGUGAUCUACAUAUGCUUUGGAAGUGUAGCAAAGCUAACAGCAUCUCAGCUGCUUGAGAUUGCAGCAGGUUUAGAAGCUUUGGAGCAAGAUUUCAUUUGGGUGGUGAAGAACGAAGAGGAUGAAAAGAGCCAAGAGUGGCUGCCUCCGGGGUUUGAGCAAAUAAUGGAAGGCAAAGGCUUGAUAGUAAGAGGGUGGGCUCCACAGCUACUGAUCUUGGAGCAUAAAGCCAUAGGAGCUUUCGUGACUCAUUGUGGUUGGAACUCGAUACUAGAAAGCAUCUCGGCUGGUGUGCCUAUGGUUACAUGGCCUGGUGGAGCCGAGCAAUUCUACAACGAACAAUUAGUGACCGUUGUGUUGAAGGUUGGAGUCCCCAUUGGAGCUAAGAAGUGGAGUUACGUGCCUAAUGCAGAUGAUUUUGUGAAGAGGGACGCACUGAUAAAAGCAUUGAGAGAAGUCAUGGAAGGAAAUGAAGCCCAAGAAAGGAGAAACAGGGCGAAAAUGCUGAAAAAAAUGGCACUCAAAGCUGUUGAGAAGGAUGGUUCUUCAUACUCUUCAUUAAGUGCAUUGAUCAAUGAGUUAAGGAAUUACUAAUUAGCAUUUACGCUGUAUGAUUGUAACCCUCUUCAAUCUUCAUUGAUCUCGUUAAACAAUUAAAAAAAAAUCUGCCGGAAAACAAUAGUCUACUGUACCAAUGUUAUUUUGUAAUUUCAUCUAAUUAAAUGUUCACUGUCUAGUUAUCGACUA
Molecule: messenger RNA, 1722 nt
Organism: Amaranthus tricolor (Joseph's coat)
Lineage: Eukaryota; Viridiplantae; Streptophyta; Magnoliopsida; Caryophyllales; Amaranthaceae
Product: scopoletin glucosyltransferase-like
Exons: 1
Coding region: 130-1569 (479 amino acids)
Molecular function (GO): UDP-glycosyltransferase activity
Source: RefSeq, a predicted model, not a curated record